Messenger RNA from Mucor mucedo, 309 nucleotides. RefSeq lists its product as uncharacterized. The annotation marks the transcript as partial. The record is from RefSeq and is a predicted model, not a curated record. Lineage: Eukaryota; Fungi; Mucoromycota; Mucoromycetes; Mucorales; Mucoraceae. The transcript has a single exon.
AAAAAGACAAUCAAAAGCUUACAAACAGUUUCAUUUUUAACCAUUGACAUCCAAAUAGCCACCUCAAGUUAUGCUGAUGGUCUUGGUUACUCCACAUAUAUUGGUCACAUGGAUGAUGAGCGUAUUGUUUUUGAAGCUUCUUUGGGCGCAGCAAACGAAGAUCAAGGUCACAUUCAAGAUGCCACUUUAAAAUUGCUUAGGAUCUUAACCUUUAUCCUCGUAUUAAAGGCGUAUGAUUUGAAAAAUAUGUGGUAUUUGACAAAAAUAAUACACUUGAGAAAUCAUGAGAUAAAAGUAUAUCUUUAUUAG